Molecule: messenger RNA, 1173 nt
Organism: Malassezia japonica
Lineage: Eukaryota; Fungi; Basidiomycota; Malasseziomycetes; Malasseziales; Malasseziaceae
Gene: ARC1
Product: G4 quadruplex nucleic acid binding protein
Exons: 2
Coding region: 1-1173 (390 amino acids)
Cellular component (GO): methionyl glutamyl tRNA synthetase complex
Molecular function (GO): tyrosine-tRNA ligase activity; tRNA binding
Source: RefSeq, a predicted model, not a curated record
AUGACGGCGCAGCGCUCGCGGCAGCUGCUCGCGGAAGUGUACGCGCGUCUUGUGAGUGACAAGGGCGCGCUGGCGGCGCUGAACACCGCCGGCCCGCUGCGUGCGUACGCGCACGAGCUCGCGGCGCUCACCACGGCGCCGGCCGAGGUGCUUGGCGCGACAGACGCCGAGAAGGAGCGCACGAACAGCUGGCUGGACGAGGUCGAGGGCAUGAAUGGCAGUCUCGAGACACUGGACCGCGAGCUUGCCUCGCGCACGUUUUUGAGCGGCAACGCACCGACAGCGGCAGACUACUCGCUCUUUGCGUCGCUGUACGACGUCGUGUCGACGCUGCCGCCGGCCGCGCAGCACGCGCACCCGUCGCUGGUGCGCUACUUUUCCCACAUGUCGCACCUGGCGGCCGGUGCGCAGCUCGAUCCCCCGGUGACGCCGUUUGAGCCGGCGUUUGAAGGCUUCCCCACGAUUCAGCGCGCGGCGCCGGUCAAGGAGAAGAAGGAGAAGAAGGAGGCGAAGGAGGCAAAGGAGGCAAAGGAGCCGAGCGAGGCCGCCGCCGCCGCCGCCGCGGCGCCCAAGAAGGAAAAGAAGGAAAAGAAGGAAAAGGCCCCCAAGGCGGCACCGGCGCCAGAGACGCCGCUGCCGUCGAUGGUCGACAUGCGUGUCGGCAAGAUUGUCGACAUCAAGCGCCACCCCGAUGCGGACGCGCUCUACCUCGAGCAGGUCGACUUUGGCGAGCCGGAUGGGCCGCGCACCAUCCUCUCUGGCCUGGUCCACUUUGUCCCGAUUGACCAGAUGAAGGACCGCUGGGUGGUCGGCAUCUGCAACCUGAAGCCCGUCGCGAUGCGCGGCAUCAAGAGCUUCGGCAUGCUCCUCUGUGCCACGUCCAAGGACGGCAAGGACGGCGGUAUCGAGCCGGUAUGCCCCCCGGCCGACUCGCAGGUCGGCGACCGGAUCUACGUCGAGGGCUACGAAGGGAUGGAGCCGCUCGAGCAGCUGAAUCCCAAGAAGAAGAUCUUUGAGGCGAUCCAGCCGAACUACCUCACCACCGACGACCGGCUCUGCGCCUGGAACGGCCCCCUGCCGAGUGCGCCCGAGGGCGACAAGGCGCCCCGCCUCCUCCGCACCGCGCGCGGCCCGUGCUAUGCACAGACCUUUAGCGGCGCCACGCUGUCGUAG